CUAAAUAUUGACGAUAGGAGUGAAAACUGAAAAAUUCUUUAUUAUUUAUUAAAUUUCUUGCAAUUUCGCAGAACAUGAUUCGUACGUUUUGCCAAAUAACAAAGUAAAAAGUUAAGAAUUGAUAUUCAAGGGUUUAUUUAACAUUAAACUGGUUUAAUAUCUACAUUUACAUAAACGUUUACUAGGAACAUAUUUUUGAAAGAAAUAUGGAUAUCACGCCUCUGUUUAAAGCCUGUAUUAAAACAGUGAAGACCCGGAAUAAAACUUUUGGUAUACUGAGUCCCAUACCUGAAGAGAAGAAGACAAUAUUGCGAACAAAGUCAAAAAAUGGUUUUAUGCUAGCAGCUAAAGACAUAACGUCUCAAAUUACGAAACUGAGAGAUUUUUUGUUAGAGCACCGUGAGAGGUACUUAAACGUGUUAAAUGUUCUAUCGGAAGACGAAAUGUCGGAGUAUGAACGCGAUCAAAUCGACACAGGCGCUCAAAGGAUCAUAAAUACCUGUUCCCAUCUUUUGAAAGAAUUUCGAAAUGAUAAUCGCAAGCUAUCUGUUUCACAACAGACAAGGGAAUACAUGGAUGCUGUUAUAGAUCUUGUUGAUGCCUAUUUGAAAGCAGUAUGUAAGAUACACAGUGAGUUAAAAGCAUUCAGGGUAAAAAGAGCUCUGGAUAUGAGGAAACUGUCUCGUUUGGAACUACCGCAGAAGAAAUCUUCUAUUCCAAAUCCAUUUGUUGAUAAUGUUAUUGAACCUAUUGAGAAAGACAAUGUAGAUAAUGAAAUAGUUAAUGAAGAAACUGAUAGUCCAAGGACAAAAAUGGAGUUGUCUGAAAAUGAGGUAGCCGUGAUGUCUGAUGAAGGUGAACUAAGUGCAGAGGAGUUACAAAUGUUUGAAUCAGAGAAUGUCCAACUGCUGAAUGAACUAAAUAGUAUGACGGAGGAAGUUAGACAGAUUGAAAGCAAAGUACUUCACAUAGCUGAGUUACAGGAAAUAUUCACUGAAAAGGUACUACAACAAGAGCAAGAUAUAGAUAGAAUAGCCAACACAGUAGUGGGUACAACAGAAACUAUGAAAGAUGCAAAUGAUCAAAUAAAGCAGGCCAUUCAAAGGAAUGCUGGGCUGCGAGUCUAUAUGCUAUUUUUCUUCCUUGUCAUGUCAUUCACUUUACUUUUCCUUGAUUGGUAUAAUGAUUAGUGUUUGCGAAAUGUAUAAAUUAACUUAUUGAAAAUAUAUCUUGUUUGAAAUAAAAUAUCUUAGCAGAUCUUUAUUGUAUGAUAUUACAUUAGUCAAUAUAUCAUAUUGUGGUAAUAUAAUAUUAAAUGUAUGUACUUGGGUUAUUUUUUUCUGUUAAGUGGCGAAAGAAAAGUAUUAAGACAAUUUUUUAACAUGGUUUAAUAAAAAAAUUGUUUUUGUGA
This is a messenger RNA of Colias croceus (clouded yellow), 1411 nucleotides long. RefSeq names its product syntaxin-18 (gene Syx18). Gene Ontology annotation, cellular component: endoplasmic reticulum; SNARE complex. The transcript is spliced from 2 exons. Lineage: Eukaryota; Metazoa; Arthropoda; Insecta; Lepidoptera; Pieridae. The record is from RefSeq and is a predicted model, not a curated record. Bases 207 to 1190 code for a protein of 327 amino acids. Gene Ontology annotation, biological process: retrograde vesicle-mediated transport, Golgi to endoplasmic reticulum.